Molecule: messenger RNA, 543 nt
Organism: Ectocarpus siliculosus
Lineage: Eukaryota; Phaeophyceae; Ectocarpales; Ectocarpaceae
Source: the annotation of a GenBank genome assembly
AUGGCGGAAGUGGUCUCAAGUGCCCUUGUAGCUAGCGGCGAGUUUAUGGAUGUGGAGGUUGUGUUCUUCGACAUCGACGCGGGGGGCAAGGAGAUGGGGCGGAUCACUCUCGAGCUUCGAGCGGACGUCGUGCCCAAGACAGCAGAGAACUUCCGGCAGCUGUGCACCGGGGAGGGCCCCGUGAAGGGGUUCAAGGGGUCGAAGUUCCACCGCAUCAUCCCGCAGUUCAUGUGCCAGGGCGGCGACUUCACGGCUGGAGACGGCACCGGCGGUGAGUCGAUCUACGGCCGCACGUUCCCGGACGAGAACUUCGAGCUGUCGCACACCGGCCCGGGUAUCCUCUCGAUGGCGAACGCGGGCCCGAACACGAACGGGAGCCAGUUCUUCUUGUGCACCGUGGACUGCCCCUGGCUGGACGGGAAGCACGUCGUGUUUGGCAGCGUCGUGGACGGCAUGGACGUGGUGAAGAAGCUGGAGGCGCUCGGAUCGCCCUCCGGCAAGACCAAGACGGCUGUAACGAUCAAGGACUGCGGGGAGCUCUAA